Molecule: messenger RNA, 1622 nt
Organism: Caenorhabditis elegans
Lineage: Eukaryota; Metazoa; Nematoda; Chromadorea; Rhabditida; Rhabditidae
Gene: npr-26
Product: G-protein coupled receptors family 1 profile domain-containing protein
Exons: 6
Coding region: 48-1433 (461 amino acids)
Biological process (GO): G protein-coupled receptor signaling pathway; signal transduction
Cellular component (GO): plasma membrane; membrane
Molecular function (GO): G protein-coupled receptor activity
Source: RefSeq, marked reviewed
CACAUCUGAUUCUGAACUCAACGUCUCCUGAAUUCGAUUAUCUGAAAAUGUCUGAAAUUUCGUUAAACGAAACGUUGCAACGUACUCCGCCACCACAACAGCCACUUCAACAAAAAAGUCUAUUUCUGAAAAUGGACGCAUCUACGGAAUUCGAAAUCUAUAGAGAACAUUACAGUCGUGUGAUGGCAUCCAUCAAUGCGACCAUGUGUCAAGAGCAGCCCGAUGGGAUUUUGUAUUGUCCAAAUCACACUGGUGGUCCCGUCUGGGUACGCAAUGUCUAUCCACCAAUACAGGAACUCCAGCCGAAAGUUCUCAUAGUAGUUGUGGUUUUUGUGCUUUGCUUCAUUGUCGGAGUAUGCGGAAACUCAUCUAUCAUUACCAUUAUUCGAGGAGUGGUUGAGGACAGGAGGAAAAGAAUGAAACGUCAUGGCGACAAUGCAAUUCUUUACAUUGGAGCUCUAUGCGUGUGCGACUUUGUCAUGUCACUCUCCUUACCACCUGCAAUUUUGGAUUCAGUAAUCGGUUUUUGGAUAUUCGGAACAACAAUGUGCAAAGUGCAUCACGUAUUCGGAAGUGUUGGGAGAAUAGCCUCAACGUUUUUGAUAACUGCAAUGUCAUUCGACAGAUACGUGGCUGUCUGCUAUCCACAUCAUCAUCGUCUACGUAGCCGUACUUUUGUCAUCUCAACGAUAGCCUGCCUCUCCUCAAUCGCCUUUGUCCUUCUCCUUCCGAUGCUGACUUACGCAAGUGCAAAGGAAAUGGUUCUUCAUGAAUUAAAAGCUCAUGAAUCAGCUAACAUUACAAGAGUAAGGGUUUUCAAGUGCUCUGAUAUGAUGCCUGGUCCUAUUUUCUACUGGUUUACUUCAACAACCUUCAUCCUUGGUUACGUAGUUCCACUAAUUCUUAUUGUCUACUUCAAUCUCAAACUAAUCAACAAACUGUAUGCCCAUAAGCGAGUACUUCCUCGUUCUGCAAUUCCAGUUCGUCGUGUUGUAGUCUACACAGUUCUGAUCGCAGCUGUAUAUUUUGUUUGUUGGACUCCGUACUGGUUCUCGGUUCUUUACGCAAUCAUCAUGUCUCUGCUUGGAAAACCAACCACAAAUUCCGAAUGGGUGCUAUUUGCCAUUUAUUGUGUUCAUUUAUUGCCAUAUUUUGGUUCAUCAAGCAAUUGGAUUUUAUAUGGAUUGUUGAACACUCAGCUACAGAUGAAAAACGACAUUGGAGAUGAUGGUCAAAGCAUUAUGACAACCAACGGAGUUCAAGAUCUUCCAAGACGUUCAACAUCCCGCCUAAUCUGUGAUGCUGGUGCUACGUCAUCUCGAUCAAUACCAACCAACAAUACUCCUCUAUGGCAAAAUGAUUCAACUCUGACACGUGGAAAUUCUGAUACAAGUAUGGUCUUCUAUCAGGAUACCGAACAAACACAUCUCUAAACAGAUCUCUCUGUGAAUUAAUGCGUUUUAAAAUAAAUCCCAUCGAUCUCUCAUAUCUUUGAUCUCAAUAUUUUAAUCUUAAAGUAUUGAGGUAUUUUGUACACCAAACUUCAAUUUAUUUGUACUUUUUUUUUUGGCAAGUUUAUGUGUCUGUGUUUGUUACGGUAAAUGAAUAAUUACACUCGAAAU